AUGGCCCUCAGUAACAAUGGUCGGAUUCCGGGGUUAACAUUCCUAAAUUUGGGAGCCAUGUCCCGCAAUUCCCCCUCGCACCGUCUAUAUUGUCUUUGUCGACAACUUGUGGUUCAAAGGUCUUCAUUCUUGUCUAGGUCAAAUUUGCGAUUUAACUCCAGUAGCGUUUCUUCGGCUAGUGCUUCAACAGCUGAAGCUGCCAAAGUUGCCUCAGAGAAGGCGAACCCCCCGACUAGAAAAUUGAAGAGAUAUUUUCUAGGAACCUCGCUAAUUCUCCUGCUUUGGGGAGGCUAUCUCUAUGCGACUGAUACUCGAGCUAGUGCCCACCGGUGGAUUGUCCCGCGGUUGAUCAGGUGGUAUUAUCCUGAUGCGGAAGAUGCUCAUCAUGCUGGAGUUCACUGGUUGAAAGUUCUCUACAAUCUUGGCCUCCACCCUCGAGAAAGGGGAAACCCAGAUGGUGAUGGUAAACUUGUGACUAAGGUAUUUGGGUAUACUCUUUGCAACCCAAUUGGGAUAUCUGGUGGCCUUGACAAGGACGCAGAGAUCCCUUCUGCCCUGUUUGAAUUGGGACCUGCCAUUGUUGAGGUUGGAGGAACUACUCCGCUCCCUCAGGAAGGAAACCCCAGAAGUCGAGUGUUCCGGAUCGUCUCCCAGGAUGCUAUGAUUAAUCGUUACGGACUUAACUCAAAAGGAGCAGACCAUAUGGCAUCCGUUCUCAAACAGCGAGUUCGCGACUUUGCUUAUGCCCAUGGCUUUGGAUCCAGCGAGUCGGCAGAGGAGCGAGUGCUCAAUGGAGAGGCAGGCGUUCCGGCGGGCAGUCUUACCGAUGGUAAACUCCUCGCUGUCCAAGUUGCGAAAAACAAAGUUACUCCGGAGACAGAUAUUGAAGCUGUCAAGAAAGACUACGUCUACUGCGUGAACCGACUAGGAAAGUAUGCAGAUAUCAUCGUUGUGAACGUGUCGAGCCCUAAUACUCCUGGUCUGAGAACUCUACAGGAAUCUGGCCCCCUCACUUCGUUAUUAAAGGGCGUAGUCGAAGCUGCGAAACAAACAGAUCGGAACAACAAGCCUUACGUGAUGGUCAAAGUAAGCCCUGAUGAAGAUACAGACGAGCAGAUUAGUGGCAUUUGCGAUGCCGUCUGGGCAUCUGGAGUGGACGGUGUCAUUGUAGGAAACACAACCAAAACGAGGCCUGAACCACUUCCCAAGGGCUACAAGCUGUCCACCCGCGAACAGGAAACGUUGGGAGAGACGGGCGGAUUUUCUGGCCCACAUCUGUUUGACAAAACCGUCUCACUUGUCUCGAGAUAUCGAAAGUUGCUUAAGAAAAAGAUGCUGUCCGAAGACACUACUGAAAGUGCACCAUCAUCGGAAACUGGGACGGUGACGGCACCGGUGAAAUCCCACUUGGUUCCAAAGGUGAUUUUUGCAUCUGGAGGGAUCACGAAUGGGGAACAGGCUGCGAAAGCUCUAGAUGCUGGGGCCAAUGUUGCGAUGCUGUAUACUGGAUUGGUUUACGGGGGAAGUGGAACCAUUACGAGGAUGAAAGAGGAGAUGCGGGAACUCAAGGACAAGGCAGAGAAGUAA
Messenger RNA from Paracoccidioides lutzii Pb01, 1587 nucleotides. Its product is annotated as dihydroorotate dehydrogenase. The transcript is spliced from 2 exons. Gene Ontology annotation, biological process: pyrimidine ribonucleotide biosynthetic process; 'de novo' pyrimidine nucleobase biosynthetic process. Gene Ontology annotation, molecular function: dihydroorotate dehydrogenase activity. The record is from RefSeq and is a predicted model, not a curated record. Gene Ontology annotation, cellular component: mitochondrial inner membrane; cytoplasm. Bases 1 to 1587 code for a protein of 528 amino acids.